GUUCGCUCAUCCCGUGUACUCACUGUUCACGUUCAUCCCAGCAGCCGUCCUCGGCAAGAGGUGGCUUUUGUGUGGUCGUCGCACUGGGGAUCCCUGUCCUUCAACGUUGGCCUCAAUGCCCUGAUCAUGCACGGGUUUGGUGGCAGUGGGGGGUUUGUCAACUGGUGGUGGGCUUUUUUCAUGCUCCCCGCUCUCUUCCUCUACACCUCGCUUCAAGCCAACCUCGGCAAAUCAAACCCGCUGGCCGUGCUGGGCUAUCUGCUGCCGGGGGCCUUCCCAGUGGCAUUCUCCACCACCUUCACAGUCUUUUUCCUCGAGUUCAUGGCUGAGAAGAUGGGCGCCACCGGCACUCCGCCCCUGCCAUUUGGUCCCUUCCUAGCAGACGUGGUGCUGGCAGCGUGCACGGGUUUCUGUGUGUGUCUCAUCAUGGCGCCAUACGCCGCGUUGCUCUCACGCUACCUCGCGCGCCCCGCUGUCCUGCACGGCCUCCUCCUCUCCUCCCUGCUCGCCGCGGCCCUCACCUCGCAACUCUUUCCCUACGACACGCACGCCCCGAAACGCGUGCUCAUGCAGCGAGUAUACAGGAUGCAAGGCGGCAAGGCAGUGAGUGCAGAGACCACAAUAGCUACUGGCGACUCCAAUGAUGCCACCUUCCUUCUGCACCACGUGCCCCGCCUCGCCCGCUCCCUCGGCGUGCCCCCUCCUCCCGCGCACCAUCACUCCAACCGCACCACACUCACCAUCGCAAGGCCGUCCAAUCUGCUGGCCCUCUACCCGGUCUCCAGUCUCCUAGACCGCCCCUUGACCUUCCCCGCGCCCCUCUCCCCUCGCUUCGACGACCCGAACUUCCAGCUGCCCUCUCUCCGCGUGCUGCAGCAGCACACCUCCUCCUCCGCGCAGCAACUGGGUGUGGAUGGGGAGUGGCGAGGCGGGAGGAGCCUGGAGGAAAUGGAUGAGAGGGAGAUUGAGAACUAUGGGCUGGAGAUGGAUGGGGAGGGGGAGGGAGGAGCAGCCGUGCAGACGAAGGGGGGGAAGAGACGGAGGAUUUACCUGGAGCUUGCAUCAGGGUCACUGGCGCAUGUGUGGUCUGCUGUGCUGAACAUCACCGGCCCUGUCACUGCGUGGUCCCUCACCCCCACCCUCCCAGCGCGGGAGAAGGUUGCAGGAGGGCCACCGUCCCUCAUGGUGCACUACUCGGGUGCAUUCCCAUGGCAGCUGUGGCUUGAGGUGAAAGGACGGCGCAGGAUACAUGUUGAGCUGGCGGUGCUGGACCAUGAGAUGGAUGCUGACGUGGCACAGAUGAAGAGCCUCUUGCCAGACUGGACUGCUCCGAUCGUGUCCUCUUCCUACGUUGCCCAUUACACAUUCUGA
Messenger RNA from Closterium sp. Yama58-4, 1371 nucleotides. Lineage: Eukaryota; Viridiplantae; Streptophyta; Zygnematophyceae; Desmidiales; Closteriaceae. The record is from the annotation of a GenBank genome assembly.